Ictalurus furcatus (blue catfish) is the source of this 5009-nucleotide messenger RNA. It is a transcript of the gene arhgef28b, whose product is annotated as rho guanine nucleotide exchange factor 28. Gene Ontology annotation, molecular function: guanyl-nucleotide exchange factor activity. Bases 1657 to 3423 code for a protein of 588 amino acids. Gene Ontology annotation, biological process: regulation of Rho protein signal transduction. The transcript has 14 exons. NCBI's taxonomy places the organism in Eukaryota, Metazoa, Chordata, Actinopteri, Siluriformes, Ictaluridae. The record is from RefSeq and is a predicted model, not a curated record.
ACCUACUGAAAGCUCUGUUUUGGAUUUUCUACAUUAAUAAAUAGUUUGGAAUGUCAAAAUCAAAGAGCUGUUAAUUUCAGAUGCGGGUCAAUUACAAUAAUCAGUGGUGGAAUGUUUUAAGAGAGACAGAGCUCAUCUGUGUGUGAACGACGCCGCUCGCAUCUUCUGCACAUCCGUGCAAAAUCAUGCACAAAAAGUAAAAAAAAAAAAUUAUAGUAUAAACAAACCCCUCUGCUUCAUAUCACCCCAGUGUGGAUAAUAUUUUUUUAUAAACAACACAAUGGGUGGAGUCUGUGUGUGUUUACUUCUCUAUUGUAUUCUUACUUAGGUUCAUCAAGCCACAGCUCUCCAUCCCUGUUCAGCAGCAGCCACAAAAAUUUUACCUCACACAGGUGUGUGUGUGAAAGAAAGAGUGAGAGAGAGUGAGAGAGAGAUAGAAAUAUAGAAAUAUACAGUUUCUACACUCAGGUAUGUUGAAUGUAGCGUGUCUGUGUAUUAUUCUGUAUUCAUGUGUGUGUGUGUGUGUAGGAGGAGGAGGAGUAAUAGUGAGGGGUGUGGUCAUGAGAUGACAAUGAGGAAAUCGUGGUCUCUGAUUGGUCAGUGUGUCAGUAGUUCCUCAACUCCAUGCGAAAUCACAGGUGCAGUUCUGAUCCAUUUAUUCACAAAAACAGGAAGUGAUUUUUUUUUACAAACACACGCUUUAUUACCAUGUUGUAUGUGUUUAUUGUUAUGUGUUAAUGUGUGUGUGUGUCUAUGUGUGUUUGUGUGUGUGUGUGUGUGUAUUGUUAUGUGUUAAUGUGUGUGUGUGUGUGCAUGUGUGUAUAUGUGUGUGUGCAUAUGUGUGUGUAUUGUUAUGUGUUAAUGUGUGUGUGUUUGUGUGUGUUUACUGUUAUGUGUUAAUGUGUGUGUGUGUAUGUGUGUGUAUUGUUAUGUGUUAAUGUGUAUGUGUGUGUAUUGUUAUGUGUUAAUGUGUGUGUGUGUCUAUAUGCGUGUUUGUGUGUGUGUGUGUAUGUGUGUAUUGUUAUGUGUUAAUGUGUGUGUGUGCAUGUGUGUGUGCAUGUGUGUGUGUGAUGUGUGUGUAUUGUUAUGUGUUAAUGUGUGUGUGUGUGUGCAUAUGUGUGUGUAUUGUUAUGUGUUAAUGUGUGUGUGUGUGUGCAUAUGUGUGUGUAUUGUUAUGUGUUAAUGUGUGUGUGUGUGUACAUAUGUGUGUAUUGUUAUGUGUUAAUGUGUGUGUGUGUGUACAUAUGUGUGUGUAUUAUGUGUUAAUGUGUGUGUGUGUGUGCAUAUGUGUGUGUAUUGUUAUGUGUUAAUGUGUGUGUGUAUGUGUGUGUGUGCAUAUGUGUGUGUAUUGUUAUGUGUUAAUGUGUGUGUGUGUGUGUGUGUGUGUGUGUGUGUGUGUGUAUGGCUCAGUUCCUGCACCGCUGGAUUAUUCCGCUGAGUCAUGGAGUGCUGUUGUCGGCUUUGAAUUCUCACACACGCUUGACCGAAAAACUGUGAAAAGACAGGAAGUGAUCUACGGUCAGUUACCAUGGCAACACAAUGCACUCGGCGCUCCAGUUUUAAUAAUCUGUUUAGAAAAAUAAUUUACACUUUGGAGGUCUCUGAUCUCAAACCUGUAAACCAGAAGAACGUUAUCACUGAUGAAUCCAAAAGCUCAUGCAGACGGAGUUUCAUCACGUUCAGACUCUCACGGUGAUGAUUGAUGUUUUGAGGCGUGGCUUAUUGGAGGAGGUGCAGCUGGAACAGGAUGUGAUUGGUCAGAUUUUCCCAUGUUUGGAUGACCUCAUAACUCUGCACAGGAACUUCCUGAGCGAGAUGGAGAGCAGACAGCACACUUCAACACACCUGAGCAACAGGAAGAACUUCAUCAUCCUCAGAAUCGGAGACAUACUGCUACAGCAGUUCUCAGGUCCAUCUGCAGGUCACAUGACAGCUCUGUAUGGAGAUUUCUGCAGUAAACAGUCUGAAGCACUGAAAAUUUAUAAACAACUUCAACAGAGCAAUAGGAAACUACAGCUGUUCCUCAGACAGCAGAGCAGUAAUUCGGUUAUAAAACGCAGAGAAAUCCCAGAAUUCCUGCUGCUGGUUACGCAGAGAAUCACAAAAUACCCUGUCCUGCUGGAGAGACUACUGCAGCACACAGAUGGGGGCGGAGUGGAGCAUGAUGAUGUCAUGGGAGCACUGGAGGGGGUGCGGUCUGUGUUAUCAGGUGUUGAGCUGCAUGUGGAGAAAAUCCAGCAUGCACAGGAACUUGAUGAUAUCAUCAGCCGUCUGGAUAACAAGAGCUUCACCCGCCUGAAGAGUGGAGAGAUCUACAGCAAACACACUCUCACACACACACCGCACACACUCACACACUGCGCUACACUCACUUGCAGGACUACAUCAGGCAGACUGAGAGAUGUUUUUGCACUUCUUCUCUCUGAUGUUCUGGUUUUCCUUCAGGAGAAAGAGCAGAAGUUCACAUUUGCUGCUUUGGAGCAGAAGCCUGCUGUCGUCCCUCUGCGUGCUUUGAUCCUGAGAGAAAUAGCCAAUCAGGAUCGUGGACUGUUUCUGAUCAGCAGUGAUGCAGUAGAGCCGGAAAUGUAUGAGAUCCACACACACAAUCGCGAAGAGAGAGACAGGUGGAUCACACUGCUGCAACACACCACAGACAGUUUGCCUGAUGAUGAACUGAAGAAUAAUGAAGAGCUGAAAUGCAAGAACAUAAACACAUUGCAAGAGGCUUUAUUAUCUCUAGAUUUGCAGGUGUAUGCAGUCCUAGAGGAGAAACUCAGGGUGUGUGUUGGGCCUUUAACACACCAGCACCUGCUCAUACAAACACACACACACACACCAUGUGGAGCGACGCUACUGACUGCUGCACAGACAGAGGUAGUAAAUCUGCUGGUGUGUGUGAUGUCACUGCUCUUUGGUUAUCAUGAGUUCAUUCAGCAUGCUGAGGAACUGAGCAAGAAACGUCUAAAACGGAAGGAGCCUCUUAUACUAAAGGUGGUGGACUGUGUGCAGAGUUUAACUCAGAUCUUGUACAGUCUGCAGGCUGCAGUAAUGAUGCAGGACAGUGUGUAUGAGGUUCAGAAACUCCUGAUCCUGGAGGAAGAAACUCUGCAGCCUGCCACUGAUGGGAAGUGCUGUGUUCAGGUUGUCGACGGGAGUCUAUGCCAUUCAGACAGCAACCAUGCUCAGGAGAUGGACAGAAUGAAAAGAGAGAAGGAGGGGCUGGAGGUGGAGCUACAGCAGUGGGCAGAGCAAGCUCAGGCUCUGAGAGAGGAGGAGGCAGGAAUAGAGCGAGAAAGAACGCGAGUCCAGCAAGAGGAGCGACGAAUAAGGAAGGAGAGAGAGAGGAUGGAGAGAAAACUCCUCUCACAGCAAAACUCCACCAAUCGCCAACACAGCCUGUCCAUCAUCCCACUAGACAAAUAAGUGUGUGUGCGUGUGUGUGUGUGUGUGUGUGUUUAUACUUAACACCUAGUAACUAUAACCCCACCCCUCAACAUAUCCACUCACUUCUCACUAGCUGGACUAUAGUAAGGGGCGAGGAUGGUUUUGUAGUGUAAUACAGAUACAGUAUGUUGAAGGUGUAUAUAUACAGUGCUGUGAAAAAGUAUUUUUCACUGAUUUCUUCUGCGUUUGUGUAGAUCUCAUACUAAAUUGUUUUAGGAAUUUAAACAAAAUCUAAGAUAAAACAAAGGCAACCACAAAAUACAGAAAAUACAGAUUUUAAAUAAUAAUAAUGUUAUUUAUUAACGCAAAAAAGUUCUCCAAUACCAACUGGGCCUGUGUGAAAAUGUAUGUGCCCCCGUAGUUACUAAUUCCCCAAAUCUAUGACACUGCAGUGAUAAUGGGGUUCAGCUGGACGAGACACAACCAGACCUGAUUACUGCAAACCCUGUUCCAUCACAUCUACACUUACAUAGAACUUUAUCAACAGCAGGAAGUUGGUUAAAAGAUCUUACCCAGUAACACACUACACCAAAGCUGAAAGAAAUUCCAGAGAUGAUGAGGAAGAAGGUGAUUGAAAUACAUCAGUCUGGGAAGGGUUACAAAGAUAUUUCAGAGGCUCUGGGACUCCAAAGAACCACAGCGAGAGCCGUUAUCUCCAAAUGGAAAAACUCAGCACAGUAGUGAACCUUCCCAGAAGUGUCCGACCUUCCAAAAUUCCUCCAAGAGCACAGUGACGACUCAUCCAGGAAGUCACAAAAGAGCCAAGGACAACAUCGAAGGACCUACAGGCCUCUCCUGCAUCAAUAAAGGUCACUGUUCAUGACUCCACUAUCAGAAAGACACCGGGGGAAAACGGCUUCAUGGAAGAGUGGCGAGGUGAAAACCACUGCUGACCCAGAAGAACAUUAAGACUCGACUGAAUUUCACCAAAACACACCUUGAUGUUCCUCAAACCUUUUGGGAGAAUGUUCUGUGGACUGAUGAGUGAAAAGUGGAACUGUGUAUCGGAAGCGUUUGAUUGUAGUUAUUGCUGCUAAAGGUGGCACAACCAGAUUUCAAGUUUAAGCAGACAAUUAAUUUUUCACAUUGGUAAUAGGUGGAUAAUUAUUAUUUUUUUGCUUCAAUAAAAAAAUAUAUAGUAUUGUGUGUUUACUCAUGUUGCCUUUGUUGUGUAGUGUGUAUAUGUAGUGAGGGUGUAGUGUAGUGUGUAUAUGUAGUGAAGAUGUAUAUUUUGUUAGGGUGUAGUGAGUUUGUAGUGUGUAUAUGUAGUGAAGGUGUAGUGUGUAUAUGUAGUGAGCGUGUAGUGUAGGGUGUAGUGAGGUUGUAGUGUGUAUAUGUAGUGAGGGUGUAGUGUGUAUAUGUAGUGAGGGUGUAUAUUUAGUGAGGGUGUACUGUGUUUAUGUAGUGAAGGUGUAGUGUGUAUAUGUAGUGAGGGUGUACUGUGUUUAUGUAGUGAAGGUGUAGUGUGUAUAUGUAGUGAGGGUGUAGUGUGUAUAUGUAGUGAGGGUGUAUGGGUGUGUGUAUUUGUGUAAAUAUUAUGUCCAAUAAAUAUCACCAUGAAUGUA